Messenger RNA from Durusdinium trenchii, 1422 nucleotides. Lineage: Eukaryota; Dinophyceae; Suessiales; Symbiodiniaceae. The record is from the annotation of a GenBank genome assembly.
AUGCUGAUCGUCACUUGCUCCGUAUCCUGGAUGGAUUUGUGGCAGUAUGACAGUUCCACCCUCAGAGGACUGGCGUGGCGCACCAAGACGUGCACUAGUGGAGUCCCAUGGGGCAUCCAAUGCAGCGGAUUCCUGAGCAAGAGUUCUUUUCAUUGGGUUCACAAAUUUUUGAUUACACUUGAUGCUGUUUACCGCCACAGUGAUCCUUCUCAGAUAGACUUUCUGCUUCCGAGUGUUGAUGAAAACGGGCCACGCGCGCCACUCACGCCAAUGACCUACCCGGAGGCAUUGUACUUUGUUCGACGUUUUAUAGAACUCCCCUGGCGAUCUUCCAAGCUGGUGUUUCCGGAUGUGACGCAUUACACCGUCCACGGCCUAAAGAGCACGCUCAUCAGUUGGGCUUCACAGUUAGGCAUUAGUCCUGAACUCAGACGCCUUCAAGGCAAACAUAAAGAUCCAUUGCAAUCAACACGAUUGUACAGCCGAGAUGACGUGGCAGGAUCCUUGUCACUGCAGUCCGAAAUCCUUCAGCGAGUGCAAGCCGGAUGGCGCCCUCAGACCCCCCUUCAAAGGGGGGGCCAGCUCCCCCUCGUUGAGCCCGGGUUCACAUUAGAGAGCUUCCAUAAAGAGGCACCGUCUCACGCAUGGCAGUUCUUUAAUUUUCAGCCAGAAUUGUGUCCAGUUGCGUUUGAACUGGAAGCAGACAGUGUUGACUUGUCUUCGGAUGACUCGUCGUCGUCAGAGUUUAGUGGAGCCUCUUCCAACUCGGUGGCGAAAGUACCCACCAAAAAACAGAAGUCCCGGCCAUCAAUCACGGCCGAUGAAGCUACGGUAGGCAUAUAUCGAAAUAUGUGGCACAUAGUCGCGCAGCAAUCGUCUUCGACCUCAGACACACAGCCCGAUGCUGCGCCCAUCAUCACGGCUUGUGGUCGCAAGUUCUCUUCAGUGCAAUUCUCUAUUACCGAUUUCCUGGAAUUGAAAUCCGGCCAAUCCGUCUGUAUGCAUCCAGGUUGCCGAAAGGGGUGGAUUGCCAUCGGAGUAUACUGGUCCGGCCAGGCCGCAGCAGAUGCUAUGGCUUCAGGGCAUCGAACGCCAAUUUGCUUGAAAUCGCUUUCGGACAACACAGGCGCCGAAGCCUCGAGUAACAAGCUUUUCAGCAUGAACCGGCCUUUGUGUUACUUCUUGGAACGUCUUUGUCUUUUGAGUGCUCAGACAAACAUGGAAAUCGACGUGGGACACAUCCCUGGACAUGACAAUGUCCUUGCCGAUAACCUGAGUCGCUGGGAUUUCAAUUCCUCGCCCCCGGGUGGCAUGCAGCUCAGCGAUCGAGUUCGCUUGCCACUGAAAGAACUUUGGCGAGAUCACCAGAAACCUGGCGUCUUUCCACCUGGGUGUCAUGUACCUUGGUCUUUGCCGAAGUAG